Molecule: messenger RNA, 1316 nt
Organism: Lethenteron reissneri (Far Eastern brook lamprey)
Lineage: Eukaryota; Metazoa; Chordata; Hyperoartia; Petromyzontiformes; Petromyzontidae
Gene: GATD1
Product: glutamine amidotransferase class 1 domain containing 1
Cellular component (GO): cytoplasm
Molecular function (GO): glyoxalase III activity
Source: RefSeq, a predicted model, not a curated record
CCACCCACGUGAUUCCGCCACGACCAAUCGCGUGCAAGGACGGCGGCGCGUGCGUCUGCGAUCUUCUUCAACGUUGCGGCAAUGAGCUCCAAGCCGGCGUGUCUCUUCGCGCUCAGUUCUGCGGCUGAAGGUGUGUCUGCGCAAUCCUUUGUCCAAUCGUACACCCUGUGCAGCUCUGCGUUUACGCUGCAUAUUGCCACACCUGGGGGAAAGCUGCCAGAGUUUGUCCAUCAGGAUGAGGCUUCUCUUCGUUGGCUGCAGGACUUCUGCACAAAACCGCAUUCCACCCCACUCCGCCUGGAGUCCGUCGACGGUGCGAGGUACAAUGCCCUCUUCCUUCCCAGCAGCCUCGGCGCCUUGAGCGACUUGGCACACAGCGGAUACCUGGCUCAAAUCCUGCAGCAUUUUGUCGCUGAGAAAAAGCCCAUAUGUGCUGUGGGACACGGGGUCGCCGGGCUGUGCUGUGCACUCAAAGAGGACAGGGGCUGGGCGUUCCGUGGCUACAGCCUCACUGGGCCGUCGGUGUUUGAGCUGGUGAGGAAACCGGGUUUUGCUAACCUCCCUGUGAUUGUGGAGGACUUCUGCAAGGAAUCUGGAGCCACCUAUAGCGCCAGCGAGGUGGAUGCCGUGCACGUGGUGAUCGACCGACACGUCAUCACGGGCCAGAAUGAGCAGUCGACCGUCGCUGCUGCUCAGAACCUCGUUCUGCUGAGCAGCUCCAGAAAAUGACAUCCCUGGAGAAGAUUCACGUGAAUGACCGUUACCUCUCAUCACGAUCGUCGUGUACACUACUCGUCAUAUCAACAAGACGACAGGUCCCGGUCUAGAUUUCUAGUGUUGGGAAUCGGACCAACAAUAUGCUCAUUCAUUUGGGAUUGGCUUGGUUUUCCUUGCAUCCAUACCAAUCUGAAUCUCACUCUCUCUUUCCAUCUGGCAUCUCGCAUGUGAGUUACUUGUCAUUUUUUCUGUACGAGUGAUGCAGUGGAAAUUGUCAUGGACAGCCACGUGUGUGUAUAUCGGUCAUUGCAAUGGGAGAAAAUGUAAUGGGGAAGAAAUGUGAAUGCGUAAUUUGAAAUGUAGGUUCCAUUUACAGAAUACAGCCAACUCUGGUGCAUGGUUAUCUUAACAUGUUGUAUGUUUACCUACAUAGAUUGGGGCUGAAGACGUACAAUGUGUCUUAUGGCUUGUAUUUUUUUUAUUAUUUCUUAAAAUGUAUUUGUUUUACUUGUGUUUGUGGUCACGUGUUCAAUGAGCCACUGCCCCUCAAUGAGUUAGGAGCAACUUAUAAUUAAACCAAUGUGCAUGAAGAUAUUUUA